Molecule: messenger RNA, 9795 nt
Organism: Rhinopithecus roxellana (golden snub-nosed monkey)
Lineage: Eukaryota; Metazoa; Chordata; Mammalia; Primates; Cercopithecidae
Gene: UNC5C
Product: unc-5 netrin receptor C
Exons: 17
Coding region: 276-3128 (950 amino acids)
Biological process (GO): netrin-activated signaling pathway
Cellular component (GO): membrane
Molecular function (GO): protein binding; netrin receptor activity
Source: RefSeq, a predicted model, not a curated record
GCCUCCCUGGACUUCCCAAGUGGGGGCAGAGCAGUCGCUCGCGGGAGACGUCAGUUAGAAGGCAUUGGAAAAGAGGGACCUUCAAACUCCUCCUCGGCGUCUCCUCUCCUCCCCCUUUUGGCCCCUGCCCUUGGAGAAAGUGGAGUGUGGCGCUUGGUUGUCGUUAUUUCUUCGGACUGCUUCGCGGUGCACGGAUUCAGCUUCUGCCCAGUGGGGCUUUUCAGCUGUUGGCGCGUCUCUCUGUUCCCCCCUCCCCCGGCACACCUCUGUCUACGAUGAGGAAAGGUCUGCGGGCGACAGCGGCCCGCUGCGGACUGGGACUGGGAUACUUGCUGCAAAUGCUCGUGCUACCUGCCCUGGCCUUGCUCAGCGCCAGCGGCACUGGCUCCGCCGCCCAAGACGACGACUUUUUUCAUGAACUCCCAGAAACUUUUCCUUCUGAUCCACCUGAGCCUCUGCCACAUUUCCUUAUUGAGCCUGAAGAAGCUUAUAUUGUGAAGAAUAAGCCUGUGAACCUGUACUGUAAAGCCAGCCCUGCCACCCAGAUCUAUUUCAAGUGUAAUAGUGAAUGGGUUCAUCAGAAGGACCACAUAGUAGAUGAAAGAGUAGAUGAAACUUCCGGUCUCAUUGUCCGGGAAGUGAGUAUUGAGAUUUCGCGCCAGCAAGUGGAAGAACUCUUUGGGCCUGAAGAUUACUGGUGCCAGUGUGUGGCCUGGAGCUCAGCGGGUACCACAAAGAGCCGGAAGGCGUAUGUGCGCAUUGCAUAUCUACGGAAGACAUUUGAGCAGGAACCCCUAGGAAAGGAAGUGUCUUUGGAACAGGAAGUCUUACUCCAGUGUCGACCACCUGAAGGGAUCCCAGUGGCUGAGGUGGAAUGGUUGAAAAAUGAAGACAUAAUUGAUCCCGUUGAAGAUCGGAAUUUUUAUAUUACUAUUGAUCACAACCUCAUCAUAAAGCAGGCCCGCCUCUCUGAUACCGCAAAUUACACCUGUGUUGCCAAAAACAUUGUUGCCAAGAGGAAAAGCACAACUGCCACUGUCAUAGUCUAUGUCAAUGGCGGCUGGUCCACCUGGACAGAGUGGUCUGUGUGUAAUAGCCGCUGUGGACGAGGGUAUCAGAAACGUACAAGGACUUGUACCAACCCGGCACCACUCAAUGGGGGUGCCUUCUGUGAAGGGCAGAGUGUGCAGAAAAUAGCCUGUACUACGUUAUGCCCAGUGGACGGCAGGUGGACGUCAUGGAGCAAGUGGUCUACUUGUGGAACUGAGUGCACCCACUGGCGCAGGAGGGAGUGCACGGCGCCAGCCCCCAAGAAUGGAGGCAAGGACUGCGACGGCCUCGUCUUGCAAUCCAAGAACUGCACUGAUGGGCUUUGCAUGCAGAGUUUCAUUUAUCCCAUUUCAACUGAACAGAGAACCCAGAAUGAAUAUGGAUUUUCUUCUGCUCCUGAUUCAGAUGAUGUUGCUCUCUAUGUUGGGAUUGUGAUAGCAGUGAUCGUUUGCCUGGCGAUCUCUGCAGUUGUGGCCUUGUUUGUGUAUCGGAAGAAUCAUCGUGACUUUGAGUCAGAUAUUAUUGACUCUUCAGCACUCAAUGGGGGCUUUCAACCUGUGAACAUCAAGGCAGCAAGACAAGAUCUGCUGGCGGUACCCCCAGACCUCACGUCAGCUGCAGCCAUGUACAGAGGACCUGUCUAUGCCCUGCAUGAUGUCUCAGACAAAAUCCCAAUGACCAACUCUCCAAUUCUGGAUCCACUGCCCAACCUGAAAAUCAAAGUGUACAACACAUCAGGUGCUGUCACCCCCCAAGAUGACCUCUCUGAGUUUACAUCCAAGCUGUCCCCUCAGAUGACCCAGUCGUUGUUGGAGAAUGAAGCCCUCAACCUGAAGAACCAGAGUCUAGCAAGGCAGACUGAUCCAUCCUGUACCGCAUUUGGCAGCUUCAACUCGCUGGGGGGUCACCUUAUUGUUCCCAAUUCAGGAGUCAGCUUGCUGAUUCCCGCUGGGGCCAUUCCCCAAGGGAGAGUCUACGAAAUGUAUGUGACUGUACACAGGAAAGAAACUAUGAGGCCACCCAUGGAUGACUCUCAGACACUUUUGACCCCUGUGGUGAGCUGUGGGCCCCCAGGAGCUCUGCUCACUCGCCCUGUCGUCCUCACUAUGCAUCACUGCGCAGACCCCAAUACCGAGGACUGGAAGAUACUGCUCAAGAACCAGGCAGCACAGGGACAGUGGGAGGAUGUGGUGGUGGUCGGGGAAGAAAACUUUACCACCCCCUGCUACAUUCAGUUGGACGCAGAGGCCUGCCACAUCCUCACAGAGAACCUCAGCACCUACGCCCUGGUCGGGCAUUCCACCACCAAAGCGGCUGCGAAGCGCCUGAAGCUGGCCAUCUUUGGGCCCCUGUGUUGUUCCUCGCUGGAGUACAGCAUUCGAGUCUACUGUCUGGAUGACACCCAGGAUGCCCUGAAGGAAGUUUUACAUCUUGAGAGACAGAUGGGAGGACAGCUCCUAGAAGAACCUAAGGCUCUUCAUUUUAAAGGCAGCACCCACAACCUGCGCCUGUCAAUUCACGAUAUCGCCCAUUCCCUCUGGAAGAGCAAAUUGCUGGCUAAAUAUCAGGAAAUUCCUUUUUACCAUGUCUGGAGUGGGUCUCAAAGAAACCUGCACUGCACCUUCACCCUGGAAAGAUUUAGCCUGAACACAGUGGAGCUGGUUUGCAAACUCUGUGUGCGGCAGGUAGAAGGAGAAGGGCAGAUCUUCCAGCUCAACUGCACCGUGUCAGAGGAACCUACUGGCAUCGAUUUGCCGCUGCUGGAUCCUGCGAACACCAUCACCACGGUCACGGGGCCCAGUGCUUUCAGCAUCCCUCUCCCUAUCCGGCAGAAGCUCUGUAGCAGCCUGGAUGCCCCCCAGACAAGAGGCCAUGACUGGAGGAUGCUGGCCCAUAAGCUGAACCUGGACAGGUACUUGAAUUACUUUGCCACCAAAUCCAGCCCAACUGGCGUAAUCCUGGAUCUUUGGGAAGCACAGAACUUCCCAGAUGGAAACCUGAGCAUGCUGGCAGCUGUCUUGGAAGAAAUGGGAAGACAUGAAACAGUGGUGUCCUUAGCAGCAGAAGGGCAGUAUUAACCACCAUCCUAGAAGGGGAAAUGAAGGACAAAAAUGCACAGGGAGUCUGUGGCCGUCCAGGGGAAUCACAGUGGAGGAGGAAAUCCAGACGAGACCAAUGCGCUUCACAGGCAAGACUGCAGCAGGAGCCAGAAGGAAAACAGAUACAACUGCCAAUGUACAUGCCCACUUUACUCAGACAUCAUCACGGGAGUUAAGAAAAAUUGUGUAAAUUUGCACCUUGAAUUUAGCUAUCAACCUAAUUUUCCUAUUAGUUGGGCUGUAUGCUGUGUGGUACAGGAUCUUACAGUUUCCUAGGAAACGCUUUUUAUUGCUAUCCAGAUAUAUGGAUAAACUUUCUUAACAAACCCAAUUUCUACAAAUGUUGUUUACAUCAAAUUGGACAGGGAUGCAGACACUGUCCAUGGCUCGUUCUAUUUUUGUUCAAAUCAUUUGAAGUUGAAGCUGUGGACGGUUUGUUGUGUCUAUUUCAGAUUAGUAAUUUACAGAGAAAUCAGACUUUUGCUACAAAUCGUGUGCAUCAAGUGUCUCAGAUAAUCCUCCCAUCAGUGUUCUGUUUCUAGAACUUGUAGAACCAGUGUUACUGUUUGUAUCAGGGAAGUGGAGAAUCUAAGUGUAAAAAAGAAAUAACUAAGACUCCUAUUCCUUGGAGGGACCCUUCUGGUGCCCUUUGGGAAUAAAGCUGUAGCAUUGCAGGGAAGACAGUGAUUCAUGUUUAACCCCACAAACAAGCAUUUUUUCACAACGUGUGUUUGUAAUAUGCAAUAUGAAGUGUUUUUUUUAAAAAAGGUAUUAUUAUUAUUAUUGAUAAGUAUUUACAGGUAUUCUAGUAAAAGGAUUUUUUUUAACUUCUAUUUUUGUUAGUGGUACUGUUAGUAUUUGGGUAUUGACUAGACCUGCCCCACCUUUUCACCUAUCAAGGUGGGUGUGGUCAUCAGUUUAAUUCAACAUGCAUAGCUUCCUUGACCUUUUACCUUUCUUUCCCUUAUUCUGCCCCAGAAAGGUGAUAAAUGCUCACUGGCUUUGUCAGUCUGUUCCUUCAGCUUGCUCAGGCAGGGUCUUUCUCCUCUGAGUCUUAUGAUGAGAUGUGUUCUCUAUGAACUUCUCUUACUAUUGCCAUUGUGUGGCCCCACGUCAACUCCCCAUGGUGCUCUACUUUAGAGGCAGUGUGGUUGGAGGAAUGGACUCUGAACUGGAGAUCAGGAAACCAGUUCUCAUGUGGGUCUGUCACUGUCUCGUUGUGCCACCUUGAGAAAGUCAUUUAACCACACUGGACCUCAGUGUCCUCACUAGAAAGUGAAGGGGUGGGAUUAGAUCAUCUCCACAUUCUGAAAUGCUCAACUUCCACCAUGAUGCCUCCGGUCUCACUCAUCUGUCUGAAGACCACAAUGGACUCUGACCUAGAUCAUUCAAAAUAAUCAGCUGGUCUUUUGCCCACGCUAUGUUAUGCCUUUCAAAUAGUUCUGACAUGGAAGAUGAUUAUUCUAACCUGCAUUAUGUUUGUUUGGCUUGAGUCGCUCUGCAUCCUAUUGCAUUAUGCUGUUCACUGAGAGAUGACAUCCCUUUAUUAUCAUUUUCUUAGCCUCUCUUGGGACCCCCCUGCCCCCAGUCUUCCUGACUGGUUGCAAAUUCUGUUUUACUAUUGUCUUGGCAUCUUGAUAUCUAGACCACUCCUACAAGUUUAUCUGGCAGUAGGAACUUGGUGCAUUUUUUCUACACCCCCCAACCCCCACCCAACCCCACCCUGAAUCUUUGCUGUCAUAAUAUUCAGUAGCAUUUAUAAAGCCUGUCUAAUUAGCUCUUUAAAAACUGUUGUCCUGCAGAAUGUUAGUCAACACACUACUUUGUGGAAACUAACUAUUAUGUUUCCUUGGGACCAUCACAAGCUCUUUAACACAAGGACUCAAUUCAUUCAGCAGGUGGGGAUUAAAGAAUCAAAGCCCAGUAGCAAAAUCAAAACUAAACAAGCAGACAUGUGUAUGAAUCAGAACCUUUAGAACAUGACUGUGGUUUACUUUUAGGCUGGAGGCACACAAGUUGCUGAACAGAUUUGAAUUAUACAUGUUCUUCCAUCCUUCCAUGUUUCUGCUCCUAUUUUGAUAGCAUCUUGAUAUUGAUGCCUCUGCCAUCCUCAUCCCCGAGGAACUGCUGAUACCUUGCUAUGGAGUCUCUUUCAUGCUUUUUAUUCCUUAUCUUCUGUUUUGGACAUAUAUUCUAUAAAACCUCUCUCAGUCCACCCCCGCAUUAGGAUUUCCAUAUUUAAAAUAUUUGUACACUGACUGGGGAAGGGAGAGAUUGCACUAGUAAACAAGUUCAGUGGACAAUGUUUGUAGCAAAUUAAAAAUCAAAUAUAUAUACCCACAGUUAUACACAUACAUUUUUUAAAAGGAGGAGGAGGAAAGAGAGCUAUUGUCCACUCCUACAUUUUGAAAUAAACUUGUCAAGAUUACUCAUUAAUACUGGGGUUGUGGAAUCAUCUAGGGAACUCAAGAACUAGAAUUAACUGAAUGCUGAAACUUCUAUGCCUAGUGAAAAUGAGAGGGGAGCAGCUAUGUAGCUAUGAAGAUGAAUCAAUUCCAUAACUGUUACUAAAAUCUUUGACUAAAAAGUCACCAACAACACAGAAAUACUGAACACAAACAGGAACUGUUUUACUAAAGUCAUUGAGAACCCUUGGGGUUCACUUCAGAUGCUUGUUUUUUGGUUCAACCUCCCACCACCAGACAAAGGAAAAGCGACUGAUUUCUUGUGUGUGGUACUCAUCUGCCAGUCAUAGAACUCUUAAUGUUUCCUAUCAAGUGAAUGACAACUUCCAUACAUACACUAUUUAUACCAAAUAAUUUUCACUACAAAUUCUGAUUUCCUUCUCCUUUGGAGUAAAGUAAUAGCUGUUAGAUUGCUUUCAAACUUAGAAGGUCCGGAUAUAACAGUUCAUUUCAUAGGAAGCCACUUCAUCAACUAUUCUGAUACGUCCUGCUUCUUUCUACGCCGCUGGAGAGGCAAGUUUGGCUGGCUUCAUUUGGAUAGAAAAAACUAUCAUUUGUACAUGCUGCCAUCUAGUGGUGUACAACACAAUCUAACCUGAGUUUAAUAUUCACGAGAAUGUGUCUGACAAAAGGAAUGAAAAGUUGUAAAGUUCAAGGACCUUUAUGACAAACAGAUGUGGGAAAAUUUUCGCUUCAAAUUUAUAAUUUUCUUAUUCUCACUUGUUUUUCAUUUGCAUCACCCAUCUCAAAAUUAGGUCACUGUGAGCCUAGUACAUCAACUCAUUCCUACACAACACAUCUUAAGUUGCCUCUUGUAACAGAGCUAUGUAAAAUCUAUAUAAAACAGUCUUUGCAGAGUUGUCAUUUUUAUCAUUUAUGGUUUUCAUUGGGGUUUGUAUACUUUAAAUCGCCUUAAUAUUUAUCUUUGGAAAUGUAAGAAGUAUCUGCUUAGAAAGAAAUAACUCUUACAUAUGCAAAUGGAAUACUAUGUCUGGGGAAGAGAAAAUUGGGGUUGUUAAUCAAAGGGAAGAAAGCAGUUUAUUUUCUCCUGAAUUUGAGAAUCCAAAGGCAGAGGUUCCAUCCUGUUUUUAUUUUCUUCUUAUCACACUCAUUCAAGUUUCCUUAAUGUAUCUGGAAGGAAUAGAAAAGUUGGAUUCAGAAUUGACAACUGGCGUGGUGAUGACAAACCUGUGUAACACCAAGGUACUCACAGCUAACAGCUGUUUCACAAACAGCAUCUUCCAAAUGAAUAGUCGUCAGCUGUGCUACGCAGAAAACCCCCCAUCCUGCUGUGAGCAAGUUCGGGUCUUCAAAAACUGGACAACAACUUUUUGGGUGAGGUGUUCAAUAUCAAACUGCAUAAUCAGCCAUUUUCAUGUAUACUAUUUUAUAGAUUUAAAUCUCUCAACUAUCAAAAAGUAGAGCAAUUUUUAGGAGAAAAAAAUCGUGGGGACUGAGUUCAGGACACUCUGAAAUUGUGCGACCAGUGAUUUUUUUAAAGGUAUUUUUUCCUACAAGUAAGAUAUCUGAAAAGUGAAUUUUUGAGGGUGGAAUCAAGACUUUUCACUUCUCCUGGAGAAGAGCAACAAGGCUCUUAUCUCAUGUGUCCUUCUGUGUAUCUCUGUCAGCAUUACAGCAGCUGUGCUCUUGGUCUGCUUCCUCCUCUGUAAUCCACGGAUGCAGAAUGGAGUUAAUAAGAUGAUUACCAUCUCCCCAGAAUUCACAGGUCUCUGCCUCUAUAAGGUCUGCCCCUAUGGGGCCAGGAAAAUAUAAACCUAUAUAAGGACCUGCAAGAGAGCGUAAAGAAGGUAGAAAAGGUUUACUUGUUGGGUUUUCAAGCCUUCAAGUUGAAUGAGUCUUAGCUUUUGCUUGGCAGUUGUUCUGGACAAGUCAUCAGUUUCAUGUGGAGAACUCAGUGCAAGCCCAAGGCUAACGAACGAGAGGGGGCCCAUGGAAACACAGCUGAAAUGAAAUGGGGCUUCAUCCAUCUUCUUUGAGAAUGGAGGAGCUUUUGUGAAGCAGAACAUCAUUGCUCAAGAUAAUGGUUGAUAAGCAUUAGAUUUUAUAGAUCUAAUAAGGAAAAUAUUUUAUCUCAAGUUAACAAAACUUUAUCUUUCGAGUGCCUCAUAGGACCAACUGUUACUCUUUGGUUUUUAUUUUUCUUUUUGUAUUAUUUUUAUAUAUUCUUUAAUCUUGCUGAGCUAAUGUUGACUGAAAUCUUUAGAACUUUGCCUCUGUGCAAUGAAGUAAUGUUUCUCUACCCUAAGAGAUCUAUUUGUAUAAUCUCUGGCUGUAAUGAUCACUUUGGAAGAUUUCCUUUGCAUCUCUAUUUCUUUUUAAUGGAAUAAGGCAUAAGGGGGAAUAAAUAUAUUGUAACCAAUGUUAUGUAAACCCAUAUCCAUACAGGCCAAGGAAGCCAAAUGAAGUCAUUAAUAUUUCCAGAAUUCUAGUGUGAAAAACCUAUUAUUUUCGAAAGGUGAGGAGAUGACUUUGUGUAGCACUGGGUGGGUUUUCUCUGCAGACUAAGUCUAGCAAUGAGCUUCCAGAUCCUUUAGUUUUAUCAGCCUUGUGCUUACACCAUUUUCAUAAAUGCUACUUUAACAGCCUGUCUUCAUAAGAGUUCAUGGUUCCUAGGUUUUCCUGUCACCUCAUUGUAUUGAUCUGUGGUAGGCUAUUAACGGGCUCAUUCAACAAAUGUAAUGUGUGCCUCAGACCUAUUUAGCAUGGUUGGGGGCAUCAGCAGGACAAAGCAACAGGUAGUCUGCAAGUGUACUGGCACACCAAGCCCAGCAAUUAUUAGCAGCUCUUCAUAAGCCUGCUGUCUACUCAGACGCUUGCCUACUGAAGGGACCUGUCCAGUGAGCUUCUGGAAUCCCAGGUUGGGAAUCUCUGCAGAGUAUCAUGAGAGUUGUGGCCCAACUAGCUUCUAAGUAGAAACAAGGAAGCUGCCCUGCGAUAUCGUCAGCUGCCCACCUACCAUAGUGUUUGCUACUGAAUACCAGCCUUUUAACAUACCAUUUCAGAUCUGUCCUUCAACAAAAAUAUAAAUUGCAAAUCAUAUAAUUUAAGGGUCUCUUACAAAUAUACCUAAGUUGUGUGUCAUUUUUAAGUUCCAAAGGCCUACUGGACUAAGUACUAUGAGACCAGCUGUAGAAGCUGAUGGCACUGAUCCGGGGUGGAAUAACCAUCAGUACCAGUGUUUAGAAGAUGAACUGUAGGCAGGUUUUGCUGAUCAACAGCCUAAGGAUGGAUGGGCUCUCUUCUGGCCUCUGAUCCUGAGCACACGGAGGCAGCAUCAGAGAAUUGGGACCUGAGCUAUAUAGGUUCUCAAUGUGAAACCUAUUUAGAGUGACAUAUAAGAGCAAGAAAGCUAUAGCUGGUAUAAAAUACCUUUGCCUUCUUUUCUAUUCUGAAAGUAAUGAAUGGUAUCUGUACAUGUAGGGGUAAAAACUCAGAUGUUUAUUCCUCCAGGCCAUGGAUAAAAAAAAGUACAGCAGUCAGAACACGUGGGAACAAGUGAUUUGCAUUCUCUUCUUCAUGCUUUCCUAGACCUGCUACUGGUAGUGCGGCCCUCGCCCUCCAGACAUAAUGCAUUGAGCCCAGUUUCAGGGAACAUCACUGUGUGUGUGUGAUGUCACGAUGUUAUAUGUGUUGAGUUUAAUGUUGAGCUGAAGCAAGUUGGUGACCUUCCUCUUUGUGCUUUGUAAAGAAGACACCAAUGUUUGUCAGAGAAAAUUCCCCAGCAGUCAUGUUGAAGAGGCAGUGUCAUCCACCUGCUGUCCCCUUUGGAACAGUUCAACUGCAGAAAGGUCGGACUGAGGUUUUGUGCUUUGUCAUUUUUCUUUUUUAAACAAAACAUGACAACCUUGGCUUUUCUGAUAUGGAACACUUUUGUUGUUGUGGAGUUCCCUCUUGCUGUAUCUUCUAUGCAAUUCCUUUUCUAAAAAAUCCCCGGCGGAGGCAGAGUGCCCUUCGGACAUCUGUCCGGCGCCUUGCUGAGUGGUGGAGGUGAGGGAUACCAGCUCCGGGUGUGCCUCUUUUCUCUCCCUGGCUGCCAAUCCCGAUUUUUCCUGCAGUCCCCUUCGUUUGUAAAUUGCCUGCAUUUAUUCUGUCAGCCAACAUGUACAAAAUGUAAGAAAGAAUUUUUAAACAGGUAAUAAAUUAUAUUUAUAAGCAACAAA